CGCGAACUUGAUGGAGGAUGGAGGCUAGGAUGGAGGGGAAGGGGGAGAGUAGGACGGAGAAUGUCCGAGUAUGGUAAGCGACUGCACAGAACCUUGACAGAGCCUGUGCCUCCAAGGCCGACAUUGUUGCUUUCUCAUGUAGUGCGAGGAUUCGCCCGGUGCGUCCAGGUAAGGAGAGCAGCGACAAGUGUGUCGAGAUCCCUGACCACCAGUCCCCAGCUGGUGAUCAGGCUGCUGGGGCCGCAGCGGCAGCAGCUUCUUCCAGCAGCGCGGCUGCAGUAGCCAAGAGGGAUGGCGAUGCACGGCAGCUGCUGUUCAAAGACCCCAGGCACCGUGGGCAGGCAAAACUGUACACGUAAGAUCAUCAAGAUGCUCUAUUCUACCCCACGAAGGCGUGUGUGUAUGUGUCUAGGUUGGACGCUGUGUAUGGUGAGGAUGUGUCUACGAGAGCCAUCUUCGAGAAGGAGUUCCAGCCGUGCAUCGCCGACCUCUUCCAGGGCAUCUCCACCACCAUCUUCGCACACGGGGCGUCGGGCUCCGGCAAGACCCACACCAUGCACGGCACAGUCGAUGGGCAGCCUGGUGUGGCGCAGAUGUGUGUGGAGGAGUUGCUGAGCGUGAGGGAGAGGGAGGGGGCGAGCGUGCGGCUGCUCUUGUCGUUCUUUGAAAUCUACAAAGAGAAGAUACAGGACCUCAUGCAGGUAGGUAUCUGAGGAGCUGGGGAAUGUGUGUGUCGUGUGUGUCCAUGGAAUGGUGCGCUGUUGUUUGCAUGUGUUCAUGGCAUAUGCAGGAGGGUGAGACGGCGUUGAGCAUGCUGCAGGGAGGGGAUGGGCGCGUUGUUAUCAAGGGCCUCACCGAGAGCCCCUUCGAUGACAUCCACUCCUUCGACACAGCAUACAGAAGGUACUACACCACAUUGAAAGUCCUCGUCUGCUUGAGUGUGUGUCUGUCGGUGUCCGCAGGGCGUUGGGCAGGCGCAUAGUCGGCAAAACUAGCCUCAAUGAGGGUGCAGAGAUGGCGAAAUACCGGCCAUGGAUCGUUCCCUUCCCUCUUGUGUGGUGCAUGCAGGUUCGAGUCGCAGCCAUGCGUGUGUGCAGGUGAAGGUUGAGCGGCUCGACAGACAGCAGCAGAUGAAGCGCGGACCCAAAGGUGCCUUACACCGAAUGCACGUACCCACACAAAACGAUGUAUGGGUCUGUCUGGGGAUGCGACGUGGACAUGCAGGUGCGUCGCUGAUGACGUCUCACGACUUCAGCGCCCCUUUGACGGGAAAGCUGAGUCUCGUUGACCUGUCCGGCUCAGAGGACAACCGACAGACAGAUAACACAGGUAUGUGGGUGAGCAAAAGGCAGCUGCAGGGAGACCCACACUGCGACCGAAUACCCAUCAGGCGAGCGCAUGGUGGAGUCUAACUUCAUCAACACGUCGCUGUUCGCUCUCGGUGAGUGAACACACACACAUACACACGGACACACAAAGAGAAUAUGGCCGACGCGUGUGUGCCAUGUGUGUCUGAUGGUGCAGGCAAAGUGAUCGAUGCGUUGAAGAAGGGUCUGCGUCGCGUGCCCUACCGCGAGUCCAAGCUUACCCGACUCCUCGAGGACUGCCUGGGCGGCCGCAACCACGCCACCAUGAUCUGCACGGUAUGUAGCCAUCACGAAUCACACAUCGCUCAGUGGACGUAUAGUUGCCUGGCCUCUAUGUGUGUGCGUGUCUCCGUGCAGCUGAGCCCGUCCAUCACGCACCACCAGGCCACAUACAACACACUCAAACUCUCCACCGAAUGCAUGUAUGUCUACCCCACACUCACGCAUCACACGCUUCUCCACACUUAUUUUUUCAUGUGGCAUUUCUCAGGUCGGUUCAGAACACGGUGGUCAGCGAGCCAUCCGAAGCCGUCCCGGCCCAGCCCCCCGUCGAUCGCAGGAAGCGCCCCCAGCUGGACAACAACCCUCCCCCGCAGGUCGACAAGAAGAAGCCUUCCAAGAAGCGCGCCCCGCAGCCGUCCAUGGCACCCGCCGCCCCACCCACACCGCCCAAACGCCAGCGGCUCGACCCACAGCAGCAGCAGCAGCAACAACAGCAAGAGCAGCAGAAACAGAAGAGGAGGGAGCAGAAGCAGCGAGAACGGCGCAUGUCUCGGAUACCCAUGCCAUCCAUGUCUCGCCGGGCAUCGCGUCAUGUCGAGAGGGGCUUCGUGGCGCCUGGGGGUUUUGGCUGUGGAGCGGGGCGUGCUGGGGAUGUUGGGGAGUUGGAGGCUGCAGAGGCUGAUGAGGGUGCGGCUGGGUAAGAGCAGGAAGAGAGUGUGCUGUGUGUGCAUUUCUCGGUUGGUUUCUCGUGUGGGUAUGCCACCAGUUGGAAUGUAGACCAGGGCAAUCGCAACGAGGAGGGCGGUGCUGUGGCGGCUGCUGCUGCAGCUGGUCCAGCCACGGCGAUCCGUCUGGUGCGUGAAGAUGAGCCCAUGCAGCCGUCACCACCCAACCGUCCCCCACUGGACGAGGACGCAGAGGUAUGCACACACCCAAGAAUCAUGGCUGCCACGGUAUAAUGCGGCGUCUGGCCAUCCGUCCAUCAGGACUGUGUAGCUGAGGCGAUGGAGGCCGAGAAGCGCGGCGACCUGCAGGCUGCCGUCAAACACCUCAAACAAGGUAGGUCAGGCUGACCAAUCGAAAGAUAGAUACGAUCCAAAUGGGUGUGGUGUGGGUGUGUUGCAGCCCUUCAGAUCGGCGGGCCGAGGCUGGCGAAGAAGCGCUUGACCAUCCGUCGUCACAUCGCCAAGCUGGGGGCCAACCACACACAGGAUGGAGACGAACCUCAACAACGGGAAGAAGGACGACACCCACACGCCGCGGCACCUGCCGCCGCUGCUGCUGCUGCUGCUGCUGCUGCCGCGCCCCGCUGUCCGCCCCCUGUCGAUGCUCCUGAAGACAUCGCAGGCCUGCCAGCCCCCAUGGACAUCGAUAUUGACCGACCCGCCAUGAUGCCCAGGCAGCCCCGGAAGAAGCGGCUGCAGCAGCUCGGCGAACCCAUCAUGCCCUCCCGCAUCCCCAGGAGACGCAAGACGCCCAAGCCCGUCCCGCAGCCUCGCGACCCCUCACCGCCACCAGCAGCACCAGAGGAUGAAGGCGAGGAGGACCCUCCGACGGUCAUUCGGCUGUCACGGGGACCCAACAUGAGCAUGGAGCGGAUGAAGAAGCGAAUGGACAACAACCGGCGGCAGCAGCAGAUGAGGGGACGGGUGGGUGUGGAUGCGGAAGAGGGUGACGCAGAGGAGUCCAGGAGGGUUCUCAAGCUGUCGGGCAAGGGCAAGCGGCGGGUCGUGAGGAAGAAGUACCCUCGGGGGGCGGCCGCCGCGAUUGCUGACCACCAGCAGCAGGAUUAUCGUGUUGAUGGGGGCAGGGCAGGCGAGAAGGGGGAGCGGGAGGACGGGGGUGAGGGCGGUGGUGAUAGGGAGCCGUCAGAGUGCAGCAGCGUCGUGGCCAUGGACCUAGACAAUGCCGCUAGGGUAUGCAUGCGCACUUUUACCCACCGAACCACCCAGGCGCAGGUGUUGAUGUGUGCAGGCCAGGUUGGAGUCCAGGUUGCUGGAGAUGAUCAACACAGCAUCUCACAAGGAACUCAAGUCAGAUGGAGACACACUUAGACGGCGACAUGAUAGCCGCGUGUGUGUGUGUGUUUGUGUGUGUGGAUACAGGUCGUUGAAGCGCGUUGGUGACAAGGCUGCCGACGCCAUUAUAGCAUACCGGUCAUGCAACAACCCACUCAAAUCGGUACAUGCCUAUGUGGGCAAAGAGAGAUCUACAACUUCCAUGACCAGAAAAUGGAAUAUUAUGCAUGUUGUCGGCUGUGUGUGGUUGGGCGGGCACGGUGCAGCUGGAUGAGUUGCCAUUGAUCGGCAUCAAUCGGUUCAACUGCAACAAGUUCAUAGCUGACAAUCUCAAGGACAUGGCCAGCAAAGGCAUGCACCACCAUGCCUCUGGCACUGGCGGUGUGGACUGAUACAAAUGGAUGAAUGGAGGAAGGGAUCGAUGGAUAGACACCAAUAUACAUACGUUCGUUGCGUGUAUGGGACAUCCCUG
This is a messenger RNA of Vitrella brassicaformis, 4079 nucleotides long. The record is from the annotation of a GenBank genome assembly. Lineage: Eukaryota; Vitrellaceae.